CCUCGCGUGACGUCACUUCCGGGGCGGCCCGGGUGGGGCCCAGCCGGGACCACUGCCCUGAGCUGUCUUGGCUCCACUACUAGCCACGUCCCCGCACUGGUCUGCAGGCACGUCCCCGCCGUCCGAGGGCCUCCGGGCCGCCGCAGGCCUGUCGUGCCCGGAUUCAUCUGUUACCAGAGUGGAACAUUUGCCUUCACCCCACAUGUGCCACAAAGCAUGCCAUGGCCUGGGAGUGCUCCACCAAGCUGCUUUUACCUUCCACAAAGCCAGAGAUCAUCCAGCAAGUGCCCAGCGCCAAGCCUACGGCUCUCCGAGGAGGAUGAUGGACUGGCCUGGGCACAUGCCCUGAGCAGCUGCCUCUGAUCCCUCGACCAAGCAGAAAGGAACCAUUAACAGCCUGAGAAGGUGGCUGGCUGGAAGCCUCAAGGACCACCCAGCCUUGCUCCCAGCUCACCCACAAGAUGUGGACAGCCCUUAUGUUCGUUUGGAUUUCUUCUUUAUCCUUAUCUGAAAGCCAGGUGGCAUCCACUGAUGCACGGUACUUGGUCUCUAACAUGGUGGGGAAUAAAUUAGUCAAGAAAAGUACAACUGUGGAAACAGUAACAAAGACUGAUGAUAAAACAUCCCAGAAAAUAACUGUGGUGACAUCUUCUCCUGUUAUGUCGACCAGAGGGACUGUGGUAGCCAACCUUAGCUCUACUGAAGUCACAACGGAAACAGCAAACAGGACAAAUGUUAAAGCUCCAACAACUGUGAAAGGUAUGACUGACAGUACAACUUCCAGAGCUCUUCUGCAGCCCACCUCACCUGUCCCCACAUCGAUGUGGCAGACCCUGUCCACAAGCACUGCUGGGCGUCUGUCUCUCCACACACCCUCUGCACAAGUGCCAAGUGGCAGCACGUUGCCAAGAACAUCAACGCCAGCAACAUCGGCCACGCGUGCUCAGACACCGACUGCAGCCACAGCAAGUAUGGGCAGUCUGACAAGUACUCUUAGUCCUUCUGAGCACACACCCAGAAACUCCACAGCAAUCCCUGCACCCUCCAUGAGCUCCCCAGCACAAGGUCCCACUAUGCAGGCAUCCCCGGAGCAGCCUGUGGUUAACACAGCAAGUAAGCCAACACCCACUCCCUCACACACAACUCCAGAGCCCACCACCUCCCCUUCUGUGGCUUCCAGGUCCUCGACAGAGGUGACCACCACCAAGGCACAUGCCAAGGAGCCUACUGCCAGCACAGUGCCAGCGCCUCUCAUCAGUCCAACCCCUAAGGUGGAGGCCACAUCCCACACAACACAACCAAGCUCUACGCCAUCUACCCCAGGGGCCAGUAGGCCAGGCACAACUCAGACACCAGAGCAAAUAAAAACAGAAGCCACACCAGGUACUACAUCCACCCAGCCAACACCCAGAAGCUCAGGGGACCCCAAGAUGCCAGCCACGGAUUUGUGCCCGCUCAGCACCCAGGGCCAGUACCUGGUGGUCACCACCAAGCCCCUACCCCACUCCCCAGUAGACAAAACUUUCCUCCUGGUGGUGCUCUUACUUGGGGUGACCCUGUUCCUCACAGUCUUGGUUUUGUUUGCCCUGCAAGCCUACGAGAGCUACAAGAAGAAGGACUAUACCCAGGUGGACUACUUAAUCAACGGGAUGUAUGCAGAUUCGGAACUGUGAGGACGGCGGAGGCCCAGCCCCUUCCUCGUCCUAUCAUUUUUGCCUCUGAGACCAAACCAAGUGCUUCCAAACUCUUUCGGUGCAAUUUAGGAGAUAUGCCAGAUACUUAAAACAUAUCUAAUUGCUGUCAGAUUAAUUCCAUGAUCACUAAAGAAUUGCUGCUUUUUUCAUAUUUAUUUUUGUAAACGAUCAUGUGCACAGGAAGGGACACUGAUUCUCCCUCAGGGUGGGGUAGGGUGUGCUGGGCUGGAGUGGGUAGGACCCUGGGCUCCUGUGCUCCCCCACUUGUGUCAGAUCCUGACUAGAAUUAAAGCAUUGACCACCCUCUGUUCAUGCCAUCUCUCCACAUUUGCUUCAGUGAGUCCUGUCCACAGUUGCUUAAAGUGGAGCCUUUCUGAGGUGCGUGAGAUGGAGUUUGUUUUUGUAAAUGUUUAAUAUAACAUGAUGCCUAGA
Tupaia belangeri chinensis (Chinese tree shrew) is the source of this 2126-nucleotide messenger RNA. It is a transcript of the gene CUNH11orf24, whose product is annotated as chromosome unknown C11orf24 homolog. The record is from RefSeq and is a predicted model, not a curated record. The coding region runs from base 462 to 1673 and encodes 403 amino acids. The transcript has 4 exons. NCBI's taxonomy places the organism in Eukaryota, Metazoa, Chordata, Mammalia, Scandentia, Tupaiidae. Gene Ontology annotation, cellular component: Golgi apparatus.